Messenger RNA from Gorilla gorilla gorilla (western lowland gorilla), 941 nucleotides. It is a transcript of the gene HSCB, whose product is annotated as HscB mitochondrial iron-sulfur cluster cochaperone. NCBI's taxonomy places the organism in Eukaryota, Metazoa, Chordata, Mammalia, Primates, Hominidae. Gene Ontology annotation, molecular function: ATPase activator activity; protein-folding chaperone binding. The record is from RefSeq and is a predicted model, not a curated record. The coding region runs from base 79 to 768 and encodes 229 amino acids. Gene Ontology annotation, cellular component: mitochondrion. Gene Ontology annotation, biological process: [2Fe-2S] cluster assembly; protein complex oligomerization. The transcript has 7 exons.
AUCAGCAGCAUUAGUCUGGUUGGACGCUCUCUUCGCUUUUCCCCACGAGUGACCACGGCUAGAUAGGCCGCCGGCCAGAUGUGGCGGGGGAGAGCCGGGGCUUUGCUCCGGGUGUGGGGGUUUUGGCCGACAGGGGUUCCCAGAAGGAGACCGCUAAGCUGCGAUGCUGCGUCGCAGGCGGGAAGCAAUUAUCCCCGCUGUUGGAACUGCGGCGGCCCAUGGGGCCCCGGCCGGGAGGACAGGUUCUUCUGCCCACAGUGCCGAGCGCUGCAGGCACCUGACCCCACUCGAGACUACUUCAGCCUUAUGGACUGCAACCGUUCCUUCAGAGUUGAUACUGCGAAGCUCCAGCACAGGUACCAGCAACUGCAGCGUCUUGUCCACCCAGAUUUCUUCAGCCAGAGGUCUCAGACUGAAAAGGACUUCUCAGAGAAGCAUUCGACCCUGGUGAAUGAUGCCUAUAAGACCCUCCUGGCCCCCCUGAGCAGAGGACUGUACCUUCUAAAGCUCCAUGGAAUAGAGAUUCCUGAAAGGACAGAUUAUGAAAUGGACAGGCAAUUCCUCAUGGAAAUAAUGGAAAUCAAUGAAAAACUCGCAGAAGCUGAAAGUGAAGCUGCCAUGAAAGAGAUUGAAUCCAUUGUCAAAGAUGGGGUUUCGCCAUGUUGCCCAGGCUGGCUUCAAACUCCUAGGUUCAAAGCAAUCCACCUGCCUCAGUCUCCCAAAGUGCUGGGAUUACAGCUAAACAGAAAGAAUUUACUGACAAUGUGAGCAGUGCUUUUGAACAAGGUGACUUUGAAGAAGCCAAGGAAAUUUUGACAAAGAUGAGAUACUUUUCAAAUAUAGAAGAAAAGAUCAAGUUAAAGAAGAUUCCCCUUUAAUUGUGGAUAGUUUAAAGUUUAAAAAAUAAAGUUCUUGCUGGGCACAGUGGCUCACACCUGUAA